Molecule: messenger RNA, 2709 nt
Organism: Darwinula stevensoni
Lineage: Eukaryota; Metazoa; Arthropoda; Ostracoda; Podocopida; Darwinulidae
Source: the annotation of a GenBank genome assembly
AUGGUUCAUUGCCAUUAUCAUGUCGUUUGCCUCAUAUGUAACCUCAUGGGAUUUCUUUCAGGCUCGAGAGAUCUCUUGGAACAACAAGGAUGUCGGUACAAGGGCGACUGUAACGAAGGAGAAAUUUGCAAGAGCUGGAAAUGCGUCUCUCAGAAGGAAAAGUGUCGAGAAGACCAGAAGCAGAAGAAUUGUCCCUGCAACAGGAGCUACGAAUGCGCCAAGGGACUCCGAUGCAUCGGCUAUCGAUGUGAUGAUCACGUGGAUGACUGCGACGGUGAAGAUAAAGGAUCUGUAGGCUGUUCUUGCUCCUAUCACGACGAUUGCAAGGGGAAGGAUUGCCUCUCCGGAUCCUGCAUCUCGGGGAAAUGCUGUGGUAAACCGGAAGUGGAACCAUCAGUUUGCACCCCCGAGUGCAAACAAGGCUAUACCUGUCGACACGGCGAAGGAAAACAGAACGAAUGUGUUUCAGAUGGGUCAUGUCCUACACCGGAACUAUGUGAUGAUACCUUCGACCCGGUCUGCUCCAAGAUCGAUGGAAAAGUGUUCCUCAACACGUGCCGCAUGAAAGCUUAUCUCUGUCAGAAAUCAGUCAAGUCUUUCCCUGGUUACAGCAGUUCGUGUCAGUCUGUUUGUCCCUUGAAGAUCGAAGGACCUAAAAGUACCACUGCAAAAAUUCUGGAUCUACAAGAAACUGAAUUACAUGAUGGUAGUGUGGUCUCUCUUACAUGUCAAAUGGGACAAAUGUUCAGCAAUGGACAAAUCAGCCUCAACUAUACCUGCUGCGCAUGUGGGAUCUGGGAAAAAAUCGGGGCGCAAAAUGACCAAAAUCUUCGUUGCGUGGCCGAUCCAUGCCGAUAUGAGGACUGCCAUGACACUGGAUACGAAUGCGAAGUAACUGUGAGCGAGGACGAGCUUACUCCUCUGAAAGCUGCUUGCAUCUGUAAGGAGCCCAAGUUCGUAGUGAGUCUUCCAGGGAAGAAACCGCGAUGUGUUGCUACUUGGGGAUUACUAUCACUGCACCCCUCAAUGGUCAUCCAAAAGCUUUCCCAAAGGGAAUCUCCAAUGGAUCCAAAGAGACGGACAUCCAAUAAUCCAUCCAAUGGAUAUGUCCAAGGAUUUUCCUUGGACGAGACAUUUAGUCAUCCUGGGGAUCUCCGAGGAGAAUAUACAUUGAAUGUCCAAGUGUCCAUGAGGGUGAAGGUUGCCAUCGAGCUGUUUUUCUACGGUGCGACGAUCCGUAGAGUUCAUCCUGUCGAACAGAAGCCAAAGAGGCUGACACGGACAAAUGAACCGCUGAAGUUGGACAAUUAUGGACACGAUACAGGGGUGGACACUUCUCGAUACAUGGGAAUACUGAAAAUUGCCGCACGAAACCGGCAGAGGGCUGCCCGUGUGAAGCCAUUUUUGACUGCUGCAAGGAACUUGGAGCAUGCGGUUGCAAUGACGGCAAGUGCUACUUCUGCACAGGAAAAAGGAGAAAAUUCGGGUGCAAUUGCCAGCAAGAUUCGGAUUGCGAUAAUGGUCUAAGAUGCAAGCUUGGUACGUGCACGAGCGAUUGCGAAGGGAAAAAUAAAGAUAUCGGUUGCAAAUGCGAGAAGAGUACAGACUGCAGGUUCUCAUUGACGUGCGAAGACCGUAUUUGCAAAGCCCCAGCUGGGGAAUGUCACAGAUUGUACAAACCACCUGGAUGCCCAUGUAAAAGAGACGAUUACUGCGCUGUCGGAAACGAGUGUGAGAAAGGAUACUGCAGGAAGAUAUCGAAUCCAUGCGAUAAAAUACCGAAACUAGACGGAUGCGAUUGCACUGAGGACAAUGAAUGCAAAACAAAUGAAUGUAGGAAUGCCAAAUGUCAAGCUCCAUCAGAGGUAGAACCAUGUAGGAGGAGUAAAUAUAGGCCAGAUGGUUGCCAUUGCAGCAGGGAUUCACAAUGCGAAAGCCUUGAAUGCGAUUAUAAACAGUGCAAAGGCAAGAAAAAUAGAUGCAAGGAAGAAGUAGACAGAUCAGAUGGAUGUUCUUGCAACCGAAGUUCACAAUGCAAGAGUGGGACCUGUAAGGGUGGCAAGUGUCAAAGAACGGAAGACUCUUGCAGCAGAGAGUUUGGGAGACCUGAUGGAUGUGAGUGCUAUGAUGACAAUGAAUGCAAGAGCGACCACUGCUCCUACGGAAAAUGCAAAAGAAUGGACGACCCGUGCCAAAGAGAACUAAACAAAAUUGAAGGAUGCAAGUGCCGCGAUUCCAGAGAAUGCCAAAGUGGCAACUGCGAAAAGGGACAUUGUCGAGCAGAGACAGACGAAUGCAAUGGAGACUAUGACAAACCCAGUGGUUGCGAUUGUGAGUACAACCAUCAGUGCCAAGGCAAGAAUUGUCACAAAGGAAAAUGCAGCAACGCGUUUAAUCCUUGCAGUGGGAAGUAUGAUAAACCCAAGGGCUGCUACUGUGAGAAAGGCAGUGAAUGCAAAAGUGGAAAAUGCGAAGCGAAUUCAUGCAAGGGCGAAGAUGGCAAAUGUAACGAUUCAUCAACCUGUCCAAGUGAUUCCACUUGCGUGAAAGGCGAAUGUAAAGCAUGCGAUUACUUUGGGAAGAGAUAUGACGGUUGUAUGUGCUUCAAGGAUAAGGAUUGUCAAAGUGGAAAAUGCGAGGAUUAUGUAUGCGUUACAGAAAAUGGUCGCUGAAAUCCUCAAGAAAUAAAGCUGAGACUGCAGGCAUAAU